GAAAACUUAUUCUUUCACAUUGGACUGUUCUUAUCAAGUUCUCUAUCACAAGGUACUGAGUUUCUGUCUAUUGUAUUCUUCUCUAGAACGCGUAGUACUUUUUGUCCUGCGAAAAUGACAGUGGCCAUUCAAAGAAAUUCUGAUAUCGAGCCAAAAAUCGAAUCCCCCAGCAUUAUGGCGAUGGUUGAAGAGCCCACUUCUGAAGCACAGAGUCGGGGAUGGAAUUUCUGGGCCAUCAUGACAUCAAUGGCGGUGUUGAGUCUUUUAGCUGGUUUAGACGCCACCGCUGUAUCGACAGCCAUGCCAUCAAUAAUCAAGGACUUUGGAACUAGUCAAGGCUUUGCAUGGAUUGCGAAUGCCUACCUACUCACCACGACCGCUUUUACGCCGAUAUUUGGUCAAGCGGCAGACAUCUUCGGUCGCCGUACAACGACACUCAUCUCCGUAUUAAUUUUUGCUGUCGGGUCGGCUAUUUCAGGUCCAGCUCCUAAUCUCGGUGCACUCAUAAGUGGCCGUGCUAUUCAAGGCAUUGGCUGUGCUGGGAUAAAUAAUAUGGUGGAGCUAGUAGUCUGUGACUUGGUGCCCUUACGAGAGCGUGGCAAGUUUAUGGGCUUCAUCUUUGGCAUAUAUGCGAUUUCUACUACAAUCGGGCCCUUGAUUGGUGGUGUAUUUUCGACAAGAGUAACAUGGAGAUGGAUCUUCUACUUAAACCUCCCACUAUCUGGGUUGAUACUCGCCAUGGUCAUCGUAUCUCUCGGGGCAUUGCGAAAGGGAUCAAGAGUAUCUUUACAUUCCCUCAAAAAAAUCGAUUUUGCAGGAAACGCCAUCCUCAUAGCUGCCGUAACUUCGAUUCUCAUUGCGUUGACUUGGGGUGGUGGCCAAGAGCCCUGGUCAUCCUGGAGGACGAUAGUACCAUUAACCCUGGGUCUAGCGGGGAUCUUUGUGUUCCUCUUAUUUGAGUCUAGAAUGUCAGAGCCAUCAACACCCCUCCGGCUCUUCGCAAAUCGAACAUCACUUGCGGGGCUCUGGUGUGCCUUUAUCCACAACAUGUUGAUAUUUUGGAUUCUAUUUAUCUUGCCUAUUUAUUUCCAAGCCGUCCUCAGAUGCUCUGCGUUCAGGUCAGGAGUCAACAUAUUACCCACCGCUGCUGUAUGCAUGCCAUUCACAAUAAUGAGUGGCGGAAUCAUGACCAAGAUAGGACGUUAUCGCCCACUUCUUAUGGUUGGAUUUUCGGUUUUCCCUAUUGCAUUUGGAUUAUUUACGACACUUGACCAGAACUCUAGUACGGGACAUUGGGUAGGGUUUCAAAUUAUCGCAGCACUUGCUAUUGGUAUUAUUAUGCCAGUAACUCUGCAAACGGUUUUGACCCCUCUGGCUGAAUCAGAAGUCGCUACUGCAACAGCUACAUGGGCUUUCAUGCGGGGAUUCGGAACAAUCUGGGGAGCUGCCAUACCUCUCUCUAUUUUCAACUCUAGGUUUGAUUCAUUGUUGGUAGCUCGCCUAAACGACGAUGAAACUACGCGCUCAUUGCUGGAAAAAGGAGGAGCUUACACUUUAGGAGCUGGGGGGUAUUUAUACUCAGCAUUGGGCUUGGAUAAUAACCCAAGUCUCAAAGCUACUAUAAGAGGCAUAUAUGUUGACAGUCUCAAAUUAUGCUGGCAAGUGGGACUUGCCUUUGCAUUAUUGGGCUUUCUCCUAACGUUUCUUGCCAAAGAGAUGCCUAUGCGUACUGAAUUAGAAACCGAGUUCGGUUUGGCUGGAGAGUCAACUCAAAAGAGCAAUGCAGAAAGCGGAGAAGAGGAGAAGAAGAACGAAGACAAGACAGGGAAGUAAACAGCCGACAUUUAUUUUAGAAUGGCGUGGAAGUAUCUGUCAUUUCUAUGUUGGAACUUUCAGUGGUCAAAUUUGUCUCCCUUCGAGUUUGUCUCACUUCGUCAUUUGGGAGGGAAUGCAAGGGAUGGAUUUGGGGUAUUAAUCCAUUUCCAUAAAGCUGGCGUAAUCUUUGCAUUUUCUCCACCACCCCCCGCCCCCCCUUCGAUCAACCUAAUAGCUUAUCUCGCGGGGGAGAGUUUUUUGAAGAAUUCUAUAUAAUUAACCUUUCUUCAUCCAGUGUAAUAUGUUAAAUCUUGUGAAAGUAUCCUACUGCAUAUCGUAUUAUUGUGAGGCAGAGAAAUUCGUAUCUGAACA
Molecule: messenger RNA, 2187 nt
Organism: Botrytis cinerea B05.10
Lineage: Eukaryota; Fungi; Ascomycota; Leotiomycetes; Helotiales; Sclerotiniaceae
Exons: 2
Coding region: 115-1833 (572 amino acids)
Biological process (GO): transmembrane transport
Molecular function (GO): transmembrane transporter activity
Source: RefSeq, a predicted model, not a curated record